This is a messenger RNA of Spirodela intermedia, 4966 nucleotides long. The record is from the annotation of a GenBank genome assembly. NCBI's taxonomy places the organism in Eukaryota, Viridiplantae, Streptophyta, Magnoliopsida, Alismatales, Araceae.
AUGGCCUGGUUCAGGGUCGUCCAGGGCGUGGCCAGGCAUGGCGUGAGGAGGAGGGGUCUCGCUCAGGCCUACCAAGAUGUCACCAGGCACCGUCCAAUCCCGCCGUCGGCCUGCGGCUUCCAUUCGACGGCCCUCAGGCCGAAGGCCGCGCCGGUCCCUCGUCCCGUGCCGCUCUCGAGGCUCACGGACAGCUUCCUCGAUGGCACGAGCAGUAUGUACCUGGAGGAGCUCCAGAGGGCCUGGGAAGACGAUCCGAGCAGCGUCGACGAGUCGUGGGACUACUUCUUCCGGAACUUCGUCGGCCAGGCCGCCACCUCGCCGGGAAUUUCAGGGCAGACGAUCCAGGAGAGCAUGCGGUUGCUGCUGCUCGUCAGGGCGUACCAGGUGAACGGGCACAUGAAGGCCAGAUUGGAUCCUCUUGGUCUCGAGGUCCGUGAGGUUCCCCAUGACCUGGACCCGGCUUUCUACGGUUUCACCGAGGCGGAUCUGGACAGGGAAUUCUUCAUCGGCGUGUGGAGGAUGUCCGGGUUUCUAUCUGAAAACAGGCCAGUUCAGACUCUUCGAUCGAUCCUCAACCGACUCGAGCGGGCUUAUUGUGGGAGUGUGGGGUAUGAAUACAUGCACAUCGCUGAUAGGGAGCAGUGUAACUGGCUAAGAGACAAGAUAGAAACAGUCAAUCCAAGAGGGUACAGCAAGGAGCGGCAGAAGGUGAUUCUCGAUAGGCUCAUCUGGAGCACUCUAUUUGAAAGCUUCCUCGCUACCAAAUGGGUAACUGCGAAGAGAUUUGGGCUUGAAGGCGGAGAGACUCUGAUCCCUGGGAUGAAGGAGAUGUUCGAUAGAGCAGCCGACCUUGGUGUGGAGAACAUCGUUGUUGGAAUGCCACACAGAGGUAGAUUGAAUGUUUUGGGUAAUGUAUUUCGCAAGCCACUUCGCCAUAUCUUUAGUGAAUUCAGUGGUGGCGGAUUAAAAGCGGUCGACGAGGACGGUUUAUACAGUGGUACUGGUGAUGUGAAAUAUCAUCUUGGUACUUCUUAUGAUCGGCCCACAAGAGGUGGAAAGAGAAUUCAUCUAUCUCUUGUUGCAAAUCCCAGUCAUUUGGAAGCUGUAGAUCCAGUUGUGAUGGGUAAGACGCGGGCAAAGCAGUAUUACUCCAAUGAUCUGGACAGGACGAAGAACCUGGCUGUCCUUAUUCAUGGAGAUGGGAGUUUUGCUGGGCAAGGUGUGGUUUAUGAGACUCUACAUCUGAGUGCCCUCCCGAACUACUCAAUAGGAGGAACCAUUCAUAUUGUGGUGAACAACCAAGUUGCAUUUACAACUGAUCCGAAAGCCGGGCGAUCCUCUCAGUAUUGCACAGAUGUGGCCAAAGCCUUAAAUGCUCCUAUUUUCCAUGUGAAUGGGGACGAUAUGGAGGCAGUGGUUCAUGUUUUUGAGCUUGCUGCAGAGUGGCGCCAGAAAUUUCAUACAGAUGUGGUGGUCGACAUUGUUUGCUAUCGCCGUUUUGGGCACAAUGAGAUGGAUGAACCCUCUUUCACACAACCUAAAAUGUACCAGGUGAGUUCAAUAUCCCCUCUUGUAAGGUCUCAUUGAUUUAUUUUUUAUAUUUUUUUGGGGACCUUGAUUUGGAUUGCCCUUAGAACAUUGGUUGUAUGAUAUACCCAUAUCUAUGGACGGCGUUUGUCUAUAUCUUAAUCUGCUAUUUAUUUUUAGACAUACCUUGGGGAACUGGAAUACAGUUCGGCUAGUUUAUAUCAUUAGCUUCGAUUCUCACGAUAUUGUUUCUAGAGAAUGCGCAUGGAAUCUUCUGAUUUCCUGGCGUUUCUGUGAUGAUCAGGUGAUUCGUAAUCAUCCCAGUGCUCUUCAAAUGUAUGAAAGCGGGCUUUUGGAACUGGGACACAUCACCAAGGAAGAUAUCGACAGUAUACACAACAAAGUGAGUUCUAUCUUGAAUGAAGAGUUCAACAAUAGCAAAGAUAACAUUCCAAAUAGGCGAGACUGGCUGUCAGCUUAUUGGGCUGGGUUCAAAUCACCUGAGCAGAUAUCCCGCAUCCGCAACACUGGGUAUGCUGUGAAGUUCUCACUUUUCUUUCAGGUUUUGUUUUAGUCAUAUCUCGUAGAGAUCUUUCUGUAAUGCGUCGUGCUUGCAUGCAGUGUUAAACCUGAAAUUUUGAAACGUGUGGGUGAAGCUAUCACCACAUUUCCUCCAAACUUCAAGCCUCACAAAGUUAUUAAGAGGGUUUUUGAUGAGCGUGCCCAGAUGAUUCGAACAGGUGAAGGUGUUGAUUGGGCAGUUGCGGAAGCACUGGCUUUUGCCACACUUUUGGUGGAAGGUAACCAUGUAAGGCUGAGUGGGCAGGACGUUGAAAGAGGCACCUUCAGCCAUCGACAUGCUGUAGUUCAUGACCAAGAAACUGGGGAAAUUCACUGUCCUUUGGACCACAUCAUCAUCAACCAGAACGAAGAGAUGUUUACUGUCAGCAACAGGUUUUGCCUAGUUGUUCUCUUGUUAAAUUUGAGAUGUGCAAACAUUUGAAUGGUUGCAUUAGAUAUCUUUUCGGCACGUAUCAUUUCCUGCUUCUCAAUUUGGAGUGAAUCAUUUUAAGUGUACAUUUUGCGCUUGCUUCUGUUCUCCAUCCGGUUGCUCACUUGAAAAUAGAGCGGGAUUCAAUUUCUUUGCUUAUUAUUUCGUCCUGGUGGCGGUACGUGUGGCACCUGUCACAGUGGCAGAUUGUUAUACCUUUUUUAUUUUCAGUUUCUUCAUAUCCAUCCUUGCAUAUUUCUUGGUAGUCCCGAGACUAAGUAUUCUCUGAUGAAACUAUUAUAAAUGUUCCUUCGGUAUUCAAAUCUUCUAGGGAAUUUCUCACGUUUGGACAUUUUGGAGCAUAAAUUUUUCGAAAAUUGUUAUAUUCCUAGAGGUUGAAGUUAUUUCUCUUCUUGAAUGGCUCAGAGAAUGUUAUUUUGUAUUAUACAUGUAUUGGUUUUUCGAUUUGUUGUGUUUUAUAUCUAUUGUUUUCGACACCCUCUCCCACUCAAAAUUUUAAUUUUUAUGGCUUUCUUGAAUUGGGCGUUAGGAGGAGGAAUUGCGGACUAGCAUAAUCUGAUUUGAUUUCUUUUACUGUUAUUCUACAGCUCUCUUUCCGAAUUUGGUGUCCUCGGUUUUGAGCUGGGUUACUCAAUGGAAAAUCCAAAUUCUUUAGUACUUUGGGAAGCUCAAUUCGGCGAUUUCGCAAAUGGCGCCCAAGUAAUCUUUGAUCAGUUUCUGAGUAGCGGUGAGUCCAAAUGGCUGCGGCAAACUGGGCUCGUAGUUCUGCUUCCUCAUGGGUAUGAUGGGCAAGGCCCUGAACACUCAUCUGCGAGAUUGGAGCGCUACCUGCAGGUCUCGUUCCACUUCACUACCCCGCGUGCAUUUUUUCUCUAACAGUGCUUCUUUCCUAUUCUAAAUCUUUCUUCCUUCUUCUUUUUCUUCUUCUCGAGUACCAUCCUCUUAUCUUAUCUCAGUUCGGUGACAUACUUUCAACUUCUUUACCCCAUAACAUUCAUGGGUAAAUUGGAAACUGUUUUUCUUGGCUUUUACGACAGGAGAAAGAAAUUGAGGAAAAUAAUUUCAUUUGAAAGUGGCAAUUCAGCAUUCUUCAUCCAUAGUUUUCAGGGGUAUCUUUCUGACCGCUUCUAAGAGGCAUUUGCAUAUGGCUUUUCAUAGAAACGAAAGAAAUUCCUUUCAUUGUGUCUUUAAGGUGCCUGUUUUCUUCUCGCUCUAGCCAUACGGUUCUUGGUUAUUGACCCAAUAGUCCUCUCUUAAGAUUAUUUUCACCUCUUCUUGCUUGGAUUCUGUAAGGAUGAUUCACUGUCGGAGCUUCGUUUGUCUCAUGGAUUGCUGAUGAAGGUAAAACCCUAAUUCCUAACAGAUGAGCGAUGACAACCCUUUUGUGAUACCUGAGAUGGAUCCAACUCUGAGGAAGCAGAUCCAAGAGAGCAAUUGGCAGAUUGUAAACGUCACAACACCCGCGAACUAUUUCCAUGUCCUCCGCCGCCAGGUAAUGGAGAUGACAAUCGUGAGGCCCCAGUUCUAUAAUACCAGAGAUUGGCUUGUGACGUGAGGCCCCAUUGCUUUCAGAUUCACAGGAAGUUUCGGAAACCCUUGAUAGUGAUGGCUCCCAAGAACUUGCUCAGGCACCCGAAGUGCAAGUCCAAUCUCUCUGAAUUUGACGAUGUCCAGGGUCACCCAGGAUUCGACAAGCAGGGCACCCGGUUCAAGCGCCUGAUCAAGGACCAGAGCGACCACUCCGACCUCGAGGAUGGGAUCAGGCGCCUGGUUCUGUGCUCGGGGAAGGUGAUCGCCCUCGUCGAUCAGCUCCUUGUCUUCCAUGGUGUGUGUCUCAGACAAUAUCCCCUCAUAACUUGCAGGUGUACUAUGACCUCGACGAAGAGCGGCAGGCCGUAGAUGCCAAGGACGUGGCGAUCUGCAGGGUGGAGCAGCUGUGCCCGUUCCCCUACGACCUCGUCCAGAGGGAGCUCAAACGGUACCCAAGUAUGUGGCGAUCAAACCGAUUCCUGCAAUUUUUCUUACUGUGGGCUAUCUGGGUCAUCUGGGUUCUUGAUGCCAUAGCCCAUCAUUGGAAGAUCUCGGCACAUUCAUUGGGUUGCUCAUGCACCGUUGACCCAGAAUUCUCAUUACUUCGACAUGAAUGGACGGAUCAAGAAAAAUUCUAACUGGGUGGGGUGGUGGGGGAUUGGGUUUGCAGAUGCAGAGGUUGUCUGGUGCCAGGAGGAGCCGAUGAACAUGGGGGCCUACAGCUACAUCUCCCCCCGGCUCGCCACGGCCAUGAGAGGUUCAGGCAGGGGCGGUACGGAGGACAUCAAGUACAUCGGCCGCCCGCCAUCGGCGUCCACCGCCACUGGGUUCUUGAAGGUCCACCAGCAAGAGCAGAAGGAGCUCAUCCAGAGGGCAAUAAGAAACAAUGGGGACUGA